Hypanus sabinus (Atlantic stingray) is the source of this 3658-nucleotide messenger RNA. It is a transcript of the gene vax2, whose product is annotated as ventral anterior homeobox 2. Lineage: Eukaryota; Metazoa; Chordata; Chondrichthyes; Myliobatiformes; Dasyatidae. Gene Ontology annotation, molecular function: DNA binding. The coding region runs from base 319 to 909 and encodes 196 amino acids. The record is from RefSeq and is a predicted model, not a curated record. The transcript has 2 exons.
GGGAGAGAGAGAGAGAGAGACCGUACGUGAGAGAGAGAGAGGGGGAGGGCGGAAAGAGAGAAGGAAGGGAGAGAAAGCGAGGGGAGAAAGAGAUAGAGGGAUAGAGAGGGGGAGAGUGAGAGAGUGAGAGAAAGAAAGACAGACAGACAAACAGAGAGAGAGGGAAGGAGAGAGGGAAAGAGAGAGAGAGAGAGAGAGAGAGAGAGAGAGAGAGAGAGAGAGAGAGAGAGAGAGAGAGAGAGAGAGAGAGAGAGAGAGAGACGCAGUUUACAUCCGAGGGAAUCUUUGCACCGGGUUCCGGGUCCGACAUAAUGAACGAUGAAGCCGGGGAACGAGCGGGCAGUGACGGACCGGACACCAAACAGGAGAGCUCGGCGGCAGGCCAGGAGCCGAGGGAUAUUCCGGGGACUUCCUCCAGCGCCGCCACUGCUUCGGACGAAGGCGGAGAGGUGGAACUGUCUGUCGGUGACCCCGAUUACUGCCGGAGAAUUCUGGUCCGAGGUGAAGGUCUGGUUCCAGAACAGGCGGACGAAGCAGAAGAAAGACCAAAGCCGGAACUGUGACAACUGCUCUCCGGGCUCUUCCGAGUCCAAGGCCACCUGCAACAUCCUCCGGCUUCUGGAACAGAGGCGGCUUCUGCCCGCUCCCCCUGCCGCAGCCGCCGGCCUGCUCCCCUGCGCCCCCAGCCCGCCCGGAUCCUCCGCGGGCUGUGACGGCUGCACCCUGGUCUGCACCACCGGCAGCCUGCCCUUCGGCCUGGCCACCCCGACGGGCGCCACCUCACCCACCCAGAGGCUGGGCAGCACCCACGAACUCUCAGCUGGCUAUGGGGUAGGCACAUCGGCGUUCGAGCCAUACGCACAGACCGAGCGCAGUGACAGUGGCUCAGACAGGAGGCUGAGUUCGUAGAGGGAGGGCUGACAGAAAAACGUGGAGAGCAGAGGGAGAUUCCACCUCUUCUCUCCCUGCACUGCGGUGGCUGGGCUGGUGCCCGGUCAGUGUGUUGGUCAUUGUGGAGGGCGGAGCUCCCUCAUAUUCAGAUUAAUUUAUUUAUCACAUGUCGUCUGCAUUAAUAACCAACACAACCUGCUGGGGGCAGCCCGCAAGAGUCACCAAACAUUGUGGUGCCGACAGAACAUGUCCUCAAUGCUCAGCAGAACAACACAAGCAACAGCAACAAAGCCAAGCCCCUUUCCCACCUCACACACAACACAGUCUCCAACCGCAGGGAAGACCGCCCCUGGGCCUCUAGUCCUAGGCCCCAGACACAGGCCUCCAGCUUCAGAGUUGGCCCCAGGACUUGUCGGGCCUCAACUUCCAGACUCGCACUGACUUCCCACCCCAGCAUUCCCUCUUGCACGGAGGGAUGUGUGGGGAUCAAAGCAGAAUCAAACCAGGAUCUUCUGGACUGACCGAGGCCCACUGACCUGGGAGUCGAGCUCCGGCCCGCCUUCCGAUGGUUCUGUUGCGCGGCACGGCCCUCCUCCCACAUGGCCGAAGGCCUGACCUGGCAAGCUGGCUCCUCGUUUACCGCACCUCCCCGGGGGCGGCUUCACCACAGCCUAGCCAUGUGCCACUCGAACGCUGCACGGGGUCAGCACUGCGGUAACAUUCACAAACGAGGUGUGGAGACCCCCACCCCUCUCAUUUCCCCCACCAACAAAUUCAGAGUUCUGACCAUGUAUAUUAAAUUAUAACUUAUUCAGACAGGUCGGCUGUGGUGGUUUCUGUCCUGGGGGGGCGGUGGUCAAGUUUCUGGGCUGGGGGAGGGUGGGGGUGUGUAGGGAGGGGUGGAGUGGAACACUAAGAAGAUGUAGGGAAGUGUUGGGGUGUGUGGAGAGGGAGGGAGGUUAUUAUGGAGGUAUUUGUUCACACAUCAGUCCCUCUCCAUUCAGCCCUCCCCAGCAUGGAUGGGGCGACCAGUACUUUAUAAAGUCUCAACAUUACAUCCUUGCUUUUAUAUUCUCGUCCUCUUGAAACGAAUGUUAACAUCACAUUUGCCUUCCUCACCACUGACUCAACCUGCAAAUUAACCUUUAGGGAAUUCUGCACAAGGACUCCCAAGUCCCUUUGCACCUCAGUAUUUCAUAUUUUCUCUCCUUUAGAAAAUAGUCAACCCUUUCAUUUCUACUACCAAAGCACAUGACCACACACUUCCUGACACUAUAUCCCAUCUGCCAUUUCUUUGCCCAUUCUCCUAAUUUAAGUCCUGUUGUAGCAUCCCUACUUCCUCAAAACUACCUGCUCCACCUGGCUUCACAGCAUCUGCAAACGUUGCAGCAAAGCCUUCAGUUCUGUCAUCCAAAUCAUUGACAUAUAACGCAAGAAGAAUCAGUCCCAACACAGACCCCUGUGGAACACCACUAGUCACUGGCAGCCAGUCAGAAAAGGCUCCCUUUAUUCCCACUCUUUGUCUCCUGCCAAUCAGCUACUGCUUUAUCCAUGCUAGAAUCUUUCCUGUCAUGCUGCUCGUAGCUUGUUAAGUAGCCUCAUGUGUGGCAUCUUGUCAAAGGCCUUUUGAAAAUCCAAGUACACAACAUCAACCGAUUCUCCUUUGCCUAUCCUGCUUCUUCAAAGAAUUCCAACAGAUUUGUCAGGUACGAUUUUCCCUUGAGGAAACCAUGCUGACUACGGCCUAUUUUAUCAGGUGUCUCCCAGUACCCUGAGACCUCAUCCUUAGUAAAUGACUCCAACAUUUUCCCAACCACUGAGGGCAGACUAACUGGACUAUAGCGUUCUUUCUUCUGCCUCUCUCCCUUCUUGAAGAGUGGAGUGACAUCUGCAAUUUCCAGUCUUCUGGAACCAUUUCAGAAUCUAGUGAUUCUUUUUGUAUUCCAUGUUUACCUUCUUAAAGACUUUAAAAGUUUCCAAAUCCUCUAACUUCCCACUAAUUGUUGUUCUAUUAUAUGCGCUUUCUUUAACAUUUAUGUUAGCUUUCACUUGUUAGGCAUGGUUGUGUCAUCUUUCCUUUAGAACACUUCUUCCUAUUUGAGAUGUAUAUGCCCUGUGCCUUCCAAAUUGCUUCCAGAAAUUCCAGCCAUUGGUGCUCUGUCACCAUCCCUGCCAGUGUUCUUUCCAAUCAAUUCUGGCCAACCCCUUUCUCAUGCCUCUGUAAUUCUACUGGGGUAGAAGCGAUGGUGCAGGUAUUUGCCACCAAUGGUGGGCCUGCCUUGGGGUGGAUGAUUAUCACUUACCCAUCCUGACACUUUUGGGAACAGUUCCGAGGAAAGGCCAGGUGGUUGCUCAACAGUCAGCUGUGUUGGGAUGGGAAGGGAGACCCAGGAAUGGGGACUGGGAGAGAGGGAGCUUCCCUACACCAGUCUGAUGGGCCAAGUGGGAGAAGGUGCUAGACGAAUUCAGGUCCUCACCCAUAACCAUCACCACCCUCAGUUUUGGCACCCAUCUCCUGUACUGGGACAUAAUUAAGAGUUAUGUAGGAGGGAAAGGUUGGUUUGACUUUAGAGUAGAUUAAAAAGUUGGCACAGCAUGGUGUGUUAUAAUGUUCUAUGGUCUGUGUUCCUGUGUCUCCUUUAAACCUACCUCCUCUCACCUUAAUCCGUUGCCCUCUAGUUUUUGACAUCUCCUUGCAGAAAAGUGACUCUGAUUCUCUAUUUUCAUAAUAUUAUAUAUUUUACAAACCUAUCAGGUUUGCCUUCAG